AUGACGUCUAUGAUCACAGCAACGGCAUGGGUGCCGCGCGGGCACGCCGCCGCCUUCCCGACCGAAUACAAUAUGGACGAUGAGGAAUACUCGAGGAUCGCGAAGCUGGCGAAACUGGAACUCGACGAUGCGAAGGAAGAUUUGGAGAAGGCGAGAGAUGCGUUGAAUAAAGUCAGCGUGGGGGAUGUUGAAGGCGCAGAGGCUGGUGCGAAAGAAGACGAGGACGACAGUGAGGACGAGGACGACAGUGAGGACGAGGACGAGAUUGCCAACGAUGACGAUUUGAAAGAGUACGACAUGGAACACUACGACGAUGAGCCUGACGGGCAGGACGACGAGGAUGAUGAAGAAGCAGGAGGGAUUUUCAGCAACAUCAAGUCGUUGGCGUAUCACACAGAUAACAAGGAGGAUCCGUACUUAACACUACCGGAGAAUGGCGAGGCAUCAGACGAUGAAGAAAGAGAAGAGCUCCAGAUCCUACCCACAGACAACAUGGUUCUGGCAGCGCGGAUAGAGGACGAGGUGGCACAUCUGGAGGUCUAUGUAUACGAAGAUGACGCGGACAAUCUCUAUGUCCACCACGACGUGAUGCUUCCAGCCAUUCCUCUCUGCGUUGAGUGGGUAGGGACAAAACCUGGGAAAGAAUCCAGCGAUGGAGGCAACUUCGCCGCCGUAGGCACAAUGGACCCGGACAUCGAACUAUGGGACCUAGACCUCGUCGACUGCAUGUACCCCAACGCCGUCCUCGGCCAAAGCUCGCAAAGCCUCCCAGAUAUCUCAGAAGCGACAACCAAAAAGAAGAAAAAGAAGAGCAAGAAAGCCAACGACGCCUACCACGUCGACGCCGUCCUCUCCCUCGCCGCGAACCGCCAACACCGGAACCUCCUCGCCAGCGCCUCCGCAGACACAACCAUCAAACUCUGGGACCUCAACACCUGCACCGCAGCACACUCCUACGCGCACCACACCGACAAAGUCUGCGCGCUGGCAUGGCACCCAACACAAUCCUCCGUCCUCCUCUCCGGGAGCUACGACCGCACAAUCGUCGCCGCAGACAUGCGCGCCCCCGGCGCCAAAGUCCCCCGCUGGGGCGUCGAGAGCGACGUGGACCAAGUAAAAUGCGACCCGCACGACGAGAACAAAUUCUACGUCAGCACGGAGAACGGCCUCCUGCACUGUUUCGACGCUCGAACCCUCCCCUCGUCGCCGGAGCAGAGCAAAGCCGUCUGGCAACUCCAAGCGCACGAGAAGAGCCUGUCGUCCUUCUCCAUCAACCCCGCGGUGCCGGGCUUCAUUGCAACAGGCUCGACGGACAGGACGGUCAAGUUGUGGAAUAUCACCGAAAAAGGCCCGAGUAUGGUCGUCUCGCGAGACCUCGACGUCGGCAAAGUCUUCGCGGCGAAUUUCGCGCCCGACGACGAGGUGGCGUUCCGACUCGCCGUGGCGGGGAGUAAAGGCGCCGUGCAGGUCUGGGAUACGAGCACGAACAAAGCGGUGCGGGAGGCGUUCGCGGAGCGUGUCAAGUUGCCUGGGCCGGCGGAUGGGGAGGUCAAGGAGCGGCUGGUGGGGAUCGAGCAGGAUGAUGAGGUGGAAGAGGAAGAGGCUGAGGCCGAGGAGAAUGGUGGCGAAGGUGGGUGGGAGAGUAUGGAUGAGGAAUAG
Zasmidium cellare ATCC 36951 is the source of this 1659-nucleotide messenger RNA. RefSeq lists its product as uncharacterized. Gene Ontology annotation, biological process: rRNA processing. The coding region runs from base 1 to 1659 and encodes 552 amino acids. The record is from RefSeq and is a predicted model, not a curated record. The transcript has a single exon. Gene Ontology annotation, cellular component: nucleus. Gene Ontology annotation, molecular function: protein binding. NCBI's taxonomy places the organism in Eukaryota, Fungi, Ascomycota, Dothideomycetes, Mycosphaerellales, Mycosphaerellaceae.